Alosa sapidissima (American shad) is the source of this 4979-nucleotide messenger RNA. Its product is annotated as CRACD-like protein. The coding region runs from base 634 to 4506 and encodes 1290 amino acids. The transcript is spliced from 10 exons. Lineage: Eukaryota; Metazoa; Chordata; Actinopteri; Clupeiformes; Clupeidae. The record is from RefSeq and is a predicted model, not a curated record.
GUGUGAUGCCAUCAUGUGUAAUGCGUGUCCCCAUCUCUCGCAGCAUUUCCUUUUUUUCUGUUUCUCCUCUCAUUCCUGGGCUCCAAAUCAGUUUAGCGUUUCAUAAGGAGCUUAAAUCCGUGGGCCACUGUGUGCUAGUAAUGUGUGUGUGUGUGUGUGUGUGUGUGUGUGUGUAUGUGUGUCAGAGAGAGAGAGAAAGAGAGUGAGUGUGUGUGUGUGCGUAAUUUGUAUGCGAUUUCCUGAUUCCAUCUGCCAACACCAGUCGUCAAGUGGUAACCUUGUCUUGCUCUUACUUUCCCCUUCAGCCACUGCAUUCUGUCAUUCUCAUUUGCGUACACUUAACACUCUGUCUGUCUGUCUGCCUCUCUCUCUCCCUCCCUCUCUCUCUCUCUCCCUCUCUCUCUCUCUCUGUCUCUCUCUCUGUCAUAUGCUCGCUCUCUUGUACCUUACUCUUUGGCCCUAUUCUGUGAUGAAAGCUUGUGCUUGAGGUUGUGGGCACAGGUUGUGCUACAAAAAGAUCGCAGCUGCAGUAUAUUCACAUUAAAGGGAAGGACAGAGGGAUUACAGAGAAUUUUUGUUGUUAUCAGACGCAUUGUAGAUUCCAAAAAAAUUGAAAUCUAAGAAAAUCCAAUAAUGGAGUCGUCGUCAGGGGAUCUCGAGGGCAGCAGUGACGAUCUCACAGGAAAGAAGAAAUCUAGGCUGAAAUCUCUAAAGAUGCGUCUCUUCGGGAAGAGGAAAGGGGGUGGAGGACAGCGUAAAAUGAGUCAGUCCGCCACUGACAUCUCCCAGGGGAAGGAUGAGGAGCUGGACUUAGAGGACAGUUUCAGCAGCAGCUUGGGGUCUCGUGCAUUGUCGCACGAAAGCAUCUUCCUUGCUGAGCAGUGUCUGUCUUCAGCUGAGCCAUCACAAGGUCUGUCUCAAGAAAACGUGCCUAGUCGUAUCAAAACUUUACAGAUGAAACUACAACAGCAGAAUCUGCGUCUCGGUCAGCCCCCUCACGUGAUGUCCAUUAAGAGGCCAGAGGACACAGGGGGCAGCUCAGAAGACGAUGGGCUUCCGCAAAGCCCUCCUGAAAUCAUACUCAAUGAGGUUUUACCUCAGAGAGCAUCGUACAAGCCCAGUAGCCCGACGGUGCCCAUCAUCGCCGUUCCCUCAGAUACCGGGAUUGAUUUCAACACCCCUCCACAAUUCACCCCUUGCCUGGACAAUUCUGCUGCACGCCACCGUAUGUCAGUGAAGCCCAGGAACCAGAGGGCCAGUGCUAAAGUCAGGAAGCAGACAUCGCAGCCAGAUUCUCGAGCACAAUCUGAAAGCAUGAACAACAUGGAGCAUCCCAUACAUGGCGAAGAAGAUGAGAAAGGCCUUGGGGUCUCUAAGGAGCCCAUCCGUUUUCGAUCCCAUUCCACCCAGGUGCUACAGACAGGGGAGAGCCCUCCUGCUCACCCUGAUGAGAACCAUCUACUUACUUCCAAUCGCAGAUCUCUGAAGGAGCCAGGCAUUCCACACCAAUCUUCCUCUCCCAUGCGACCUCCAGUCCAGCCACGUCCAGUCAUGACCGAGACUGUUAUCACAAAGUCCACCUUUCAUUCCCAACCACCUGUCACAAAGGAUCAGGAACCUCCUGUAGCUUCUGUUCUCAGUUCUAGAACAGAGGAAGCUCCUGCUGUAUCUCCAGCAGCUGAUCCCAAAAACAAUCAAAUGGCCCCAGAGACUGUUGGAACAAAGCCUCCUACCUCUCCAAGACUAAGGAGUGCGAGUGGCACCAGACAAGUUGGAGAGAAUCUUGGCAUUUAUCCACUUAAACCUGCCCCAGCCAGUGCCCCAUCAACUGUGGUUCCCCAGGACACUCCUGCCAGUGUUUCAGCAAAUGCAGACGAGAACGAUAAACAGAGUGUCACUGGAUCUCAGAUGGCAGUACUCCAGAAUAAGACUGAAAUUGUGGAUAAAAAGGGGAAUAAGAGUUUAAAUCCUCAGACUGAAAUUCGUCCAAAAGUUCAGCCAGUGAUGGCAGUUGGACACUCAGAAGGCUUACCCUUAGAAGCCACUCAAAUGAGAUCUUUCAGCAAAAAUGAGAAAGCUUCAGUCAAAGCAGAAGGAGAGAGUGGGAUGUUGCCACAAACAGCCAACGUAUCAGCCCCCAGGCAGACAGAUAAACCAGAUAAAGUUGUGGAGAAUGUGGUAACCAGUCAACAAAGACCAUCGUCUGCAUCACCACGUUUUACUAUUUCUUCUGCACACAAUAAAGAUCAAACUAAAACUGGGAGCUUCCCCGAUAAAUUUGAAGAAACAGGAGCUAAGAAAGACUUGACAAAACCAAACUUUCCACACCAAGCUUACUGUUCUCAACGUGGCGUUCAAAAGGGUGACAUGAAAGCCAAAGAACUACCUCCUACUCUCCCUGCUGAGAUGCCAUUUGGUGGGAAUGUGGAACCCAAAUCAUUGCAACAGGGGAACAGCAGUGGUCCAGAUCUGGAGGAGUCCUUGACUCUGCCACAUGAAAUCGGAGAGGAGGCCACCGAGGAGGAGGACCAGGAUGGCGUGGAGGUAGCUGUGGAGGCCCAUGAGGACCUGAGAGAACAUAGAGAGGAGGAGCCGACAAAGGCAGAAGGAGAGAAGAACGCCUUUGGAGUGAAGUUGCGCUCCACCUCACUGUCUAUCAAAUACAGGCUUGACUCCGCCCAGUCAGAGGUCAACGUUAAACGACAUAGUGCUGAUGUUAGCACACUAAGCACAACACAACAUGGCUCACAGGCUGGUCCGAGGGCCGGCAGGGCAGGGUCUCUGACCAUACAUGCUGCUUCGACAUCCAUGCCGGAUGGGCAGAAUAUCUCGUCACUGCCAUCUACUGACAGUGCUGGAGGCAAGUUAAGAUCUAGGUCCCUUAGGCAGGAAGGUGAAGCAAACCAAUCGACAGUUGUACAUCCCCCCAAGAAUGUGUCCAUGCCUUCUCCAUUAUUGGUAGGACUGUCUGCAGCUUCAUCUUCAGUCAAGGUGACCUCAUCAUCCGUGUCGCCUGCACCUUUACCUUCAGAAGAGGCUGGUCCAUCUCAGCCAGAUGAUGCAUCACCUGCACCUGUGAAAGAGCCGGAGGGUGCCAGCUCUGACUUCUCAUGGAUGAGCAUGGCCAUGGAGAAGACCCGCACCAUUCAGCAGCUCAUCACCAGCAAACUCCCGGAGUUCCCUGAAGGACCCACACUGCCAGGGGCAACUCAGACCAAAAAGGAGUUCAUACCUUCUCCUACAGUGGAGGGAGGUCUUGCACCCUCUCCCUCGGUCAAGAGGAAGUCAGCGUCCUCACCCACUAAGCAGACGCCACCUGCAUCCUUUCCCUCAAAGGAAGCUACACUUCCACAAUCAAAUGAUGUAGCCUCUACAGCCCCAUCUGCUAAGGAGCCAGAGCAAGGUUCUUCUGAGGUGUCUUGGAUGAGCAUGGCCAGGGAGAAGACGAAAACCAUCCAGCAGCUCUUCACCAGCAAGUCCCCAGAGUUCCCUGGACCACAGACAACCACAAGAACCACGCCUACAACUGAAACCCCGCCUUCAAUGUUACCACCUGCUGCCCAGUCUACCAACGCUGAAAAGCCAUCUGCGCAGCCGAGCAGAACGCUCAAACAGACUGCCCCUCCAGAUUCAUCACCGACAGAAACAACCCCGUCAUCAACAACUGUUCUCCGUUCAAGGCCAGGAGGGCAGCCAGUCACAAAACUGCUACUAGAAGCAGAAUCCAAUUCCAAACCAGCACCCACCAGUUCAAGCCAGUCACCUUCAACUCCCUCCAUUAUAAGAGGGACAUCGCUCCAAGAAGCGCAGCCCAAACCCAUACAGCCUAGCAUUGUUUCAACACAACUGAGUAAACUGGCCCAGUCUCAGCAGACCACCGCUCAGUCAAUACCACCCUCCUCACUCCUGAAUAAAACACAGCCGUCCCCACCACUCCCCUCCACCCAGUCCAUCCCCCGCCCGUCACAGCCCACUGCUAACUCACAUCUCUCGUCCAGCCCAAAGCCCCUAUCCCAUCUAAAGCAGCAGAGCCAGCCAGCUGCACCAUCUGUCUCACAAGGUAGCAAUGAUGGACUGAACUCACUAAAGAAGAGGAGUGAUUUGCCCCAACCUGCCCCAGUCAGAGGCAGUGGGGCCGCUACAGCAGCAGCAGAAGGUUUGGGGCCUCGAGCGUCAGGGUUGGGCAGCAAGGCCGCCUUCCUGGAGAAAUGGGGAGACAAAGGAGCCUCUGUAGGCACCAAGUUUGAAGUGUCGAAAGCCACCUCAGGGGCCCAAUCCUCAUCUGAGUCUUUGACAUCAGUUAGACCAGGACACCUCAGCAGAGACUCAAAACCUGAUGCAGACUUGGUUCUCUUGAGAGCUGCAGAUAAAGAGGACAGGGCACUGAAGAAGACACUGAUCUCUUCACCCUCACCCCAGCAGCCUGCUUCCGAUGGGAGCCAGCCGUCCUGGAUGGAGAUGGCCAAGAGGAAGUCUUUAGCAUGGAGUGAUAAGAGCAUGAACUAAGCGCGCUCAGGGAAGCAGGAAGUGAGGAAAAGGAACAGAGGGGGGCACAAUGACUACACCUGUCAAUCAAACCAAUGGCAGUUUUAGGCACAAUGCUGCUACCCAUACUGUUUCUCUCAACCAUAAUUUACAAUGGCCCCGUUAACACCCUUUGUGGUUUAGUGUUUUGGAGCAAUGAAUUGACUUUUUGACCUCUCACCACCAGGUUUUUCUUUUGUAUAUUUCUGCCUUUAAUUGUAAUGCCCAUAAUUAUUUAUUUGAGAGGUGUAUAAUUUAAGGUGAAUAUUUAUUAUAUUUAAAUGAUAAAUACCUAACAUUUACAUAUACAUAUUUAUGAUUUGUGUGAAUAUAAAGUAAUUGAAUUGUACAUUUCAUUAACCAACCUGGUUUAACCCAUUCUGUUGAUUUGGUUGGUAUAAUCUGUUCAUAUGAAGCAAUGCCAUUGUCAAUUAAGCAAAAUAAAGUAUUGUUUG